Messenger RNA from Amoebophrya sp. A120, 3367 nucleotides. Lineage: Eukaryota; Dinophyceae; Syndiniales; Amoebophryaceae. The record is from the annotation of a GenBank genome assembly.
UGAUCAUGAUCUGCGUUCAGUUAGUAACUUGGCCCCCUGCUUGUGCAAAUUAUUCUCCCGGCUACGUGUACAACGUGUUCCUGGUGACUACAUUUUCGUCACAAAGUAGAUCUCUACCUAGUGUCAUCUUCGUGAUGGCUCGUAUUAUCACUAUCAUGUACUCUGUGCUGCUGCUGUUUACAGGAACGCUCUACUCACUGGAGUAUGAGCGCUCUUUCACGAGAGCUUUCCGCCUCCCUUCGAAUUUCAGUCACUGCGACGGAGGGUUCCUUUUGAUCAUCACCGACAUUGUAGAUUUCCGUUUCGGAAGAUCUAUUGCGCGUCGCAACAAGGAGCAGACAAAGAGACCAUGUCAGCCCUUGGAGCAACGCCGGCGGCGUUUUUGUUGCUCCUUUGGUCGUCAUCUAAAGUUUCAGUUGUCCGCGCAGAUCUGCCGGUGCAUUGCAUCCGCCCACAGGUUGCGGGCAACUGGAAAUUCCACUUGGGACCGGCCAGCAAGACUCGCUCCACCUGUGGUCACGCGACUCCGGAUGUCGACAGCAAGCAGCCCGAUUUGACGAAGUUCUUCAAAGACUCGGAAACAAAGACGCUGGAUAUUAAACUGGAAAAUCCCCUGGUGGCCCGUGUGGGCGCGGACAAGACCGGCAAGUGGACCAUGAUCUACGACGAGGGUAUCUCGGUGCAGAGCAAGGACUACGAGUUCUUCACCUUUUCGCACUUUGAGAAACCCACCAAGCCCAGUGUGCACGGGAAGAAAUAUUUUCGUUCCUUCUGUGGGAGAUCGGAGGUCGGCUGGUAAAAGUCAGAUCUAUUUUCAGAUAGAUUGUUGUACGAAGUAUCUUUAGCUUCAUGUACGAAGUAUCUUUAUCGUCCAUGGACUAGCACAUCAUUGCAUUUUCAUCAUCUACGACGCCUCGGCACCUACGGGAGAACUACUAUCCUUGAAAAGGGUUCUUCACCUUCUACUUAAGGUAUCGCGAGACUGCGACCGGCUUGUUCGGUUGUUUCAAGGCUGAGAAGGCGAAUGCAGCGCAACAGAAUCUGGCGUUUUACCAUCUCUCCUUGUUGGAGGAAAAAAAGCGGGCCAUGCGCAACAGCCGGAAUUAUAAAUCGGCAACUGCAAAAUCAAAAAAAGCCACGACGGGUUUUCUGGCGGCCAAGAAGCAGACCGCGGAAGAGGACCAGGUCCAGACUGUUCGCUUCGAGGACGAUUUCCGGGCGGAGAAGGUAGACCACUCAGAAGUCGUGUCCAGCAUCAACGCGCAGCAAACUACCUGGACCGCGACCAAAUAUUCCGACGAAUUUCUGCAGCAGAAAAUGCGCCAACUGCAGAAACGCGGCCGGAAUAAACCUACCAGCGAACAACAUCAAGCAUAUCCAGGAAAAAACACCCAUCCCCAUCCAAUUUGUCAUGCAAAACAUGCAUAAAGAUAAAAUCCACUAUUUGUCAUACAAAAAAUGGAUGGGGAUGGGUGUUUUUUCCUGGAUAAAGCAAGUGUGAGUGCUACUGCUACCCCGUCUACGAAGCUGGCCAAGGCCAAGGGAAAAAGUGUAGCGGCAACGUUGCAGAAGGACCAGGGGCCGGAGCAAGAAGACGCCUCGCAGAAGAUUCUCGAGGACUUGCCGUCGAAUCACAGUUGGGACAACGUCGAUGGGGAAAACUACUUGGAACCGAUUCUGGAUCAAUACGACGGAAUGCCUUUGAGUCGAUCAGGGAACGAAAAUCGUUAAAACGAGAUUUGACUGUUGAAGCUGUGAAUGCGAUGAAUAUCGCUCUCAUUACUUGUUGCGACGAAGUUGAAUUGUUUGGUGUUUGAAGUGGAACAACGUUCAACGACCACAAGGACGAGGCGUGCAUGAUUUAGUAAACUUUUCUUGCCGAAGCAGAAGUGGAGCUCGUGAAUUUUGAUGAUGCGUGCCUGUAAUAUGUGCAACACCCGCCACCCAGGAAAGCGAGAGGCACAAAUCGCAUCAAGAUCAAUAUCAAAAGAAAAUGAUGAGAAUUAUCAAAUCAAUAUGUAGUGGUCCGUGAAUUUGAAUAUCAUGCAAUAGGAAUAUAAAAGCGAAUUAGUCCCCCCCGACUCAAGAUUUUCAUACAAUAUUCGAGCGGAUUGUGGGUCUUGCUACGCAGUGUCGUCCGUGCACAUGCUUUCCGCUCGGUACCGCGUGCAACAGAAAAACGCCAAACUGCCGGGCUUUAGCAUCAAUUUUCCGCUGUAUUGCUCGGACCUGAACCAGGGCUGCCAAGGCGGCUAUCCCUCGCUGGUUUCCAUGUGGUCCAAGCACGUCGGCUUGAUCCCGAAAGAAUGCGCCGGGCCGUACUUCACCUCGGACACAAUCACGUGCAAGCGAAUGUUCGAGGAAAAUUCUCUGCUGGAUGUGACGCCCAAGAACACCGCGUCCUCCAGCACUGCUCUCGAUACCAACACGUUAAGAAAGGCGAGUCACCGCAGAGCCCCCUCCGUUCUGCAGCUCAUGUCGACAAAGAAAAACUCCAAGGCGGGGUCGACGCGGCGCCGAAGCGACAGCGAACGCAAAAAUUCAAAAUUUUCCCAAUGCGUGAAGAAGGCCGAGGAAAGCCACCAGGUCGCCAAGGUGCACCACUGGAACUACAUCGGGGUAUCCUCUGCAGAAGUAUCGUGCUCGCAGGUAUUCCAGCACAGCAUGAAAGAACUAGAAUUGGUCGCUUAGCAGGGGCAUCAGCAUUACACACUUCGGACUUUUUGUUGGAAACUGAGUUUCCAACUCGUACUAACGCGGCCGCUCUAUUCUUUCAUUGUAAUAACGAAUUUUUUUUGUCCCUAGUGCGAUACUUUUGCAGCGCAUACGGUGGUUAUUAUGGGAACUGCAACGUCGUCGGUAUGAUGCAAGACCUGUACAAAUUUGGUCCCUUGGCUGUGGCGCUCGAGCCGGGAAUGGACUUCAUGUACUACCGGUCAGGGGUGUACAAGUCGCAGCCAAUCAAGACCGACCAGCCCUGGGUGAAGGUGGAUCAUGCGGUGCUGCUAAUCGGCUGGGGCGAAGAGCCCGCCAGCAAGGAAACGGCUCUCGCGAAGAAGCCCGCGCGCCCCCAGCCGUUUUGGACCAUCCAGAACAGCUGGGGCAGCUCUUGGGGCGAAAACGGGAACAUCCGCAUUGCCCGGGGCGAAAACGAGAGCGGCGUCGAGUUCCAGGCGGUGGCUGCGUACCUGGAAGAGGGAAAGGCGCAACCGGUUUUGGACUACGUCUUCGAUAGCAUUCUGAACGACGAACUGUGAAUGAUGUAAUCGCUUUCUUUUUCUUUUCCGACAAGCAGAAUGAGGCAAAGGCUUGCUCUUUCUGACGAGCAGCUGUACUUUUUUCUAUGAUUUUAUUGUUUCUGGCCAAG